UUAAAGUAGAAGUAAAAAGUUCGAUUCAAGUUCAUUGGAAUCCCAUUUUUCACGAUUUAGGGCAAAACUGUUAAUCAGAGCUGAAAAACAAUGAUUCUCCUCCUAAGAAAGGUAAUCCCCGAACAUCCUUCAUCAUCAUCACUUAUUAUCCCUCUGCAUAAUCAUAUCCAUUCCUUAUUAUCAUCUCUAAAAACAUCCCAUUUCGAAAAUGUUGUAAUUAAUCACUGUAAGUCUGGAAAAAUUGAGAAAAUAGAUAAUGCUAUGGAUUACUUUAACAGUAUGAUUUCGAUGAUUCCACUUCCAUCUAGUAUUGCAUUCAAUCAUAUACUCAGUUCAGUUUCUAAAAUUGGAUGUUACUCGGAUGUAAUCACAAUGUAUAAGAAGAUGAAUGAUAUUGGAAUUGAACCUGAUAAUGUUACAUUGAACAUUUUGAUAAAUUGCUGUUGCGAAUUGAAGGAAAUUGAUUAUGGGUUUAGUUUGUUUGGUGGGAUUAUUAAGAGGGGUUAUGAUCCUGAUGUAAUUGCAUUUAGUAGUUUGAUUAAAGGGCUGUGUUUGCAAGAGAAGAUUUAUGAUGCACAUAAACUGUUCGAUAAAAUGGUUGAACUGGGUGUUCAACCUAAUGGAGCUGCGUGUGGUGCGUUAAUUACCGCGCUUUGUAAAUCUGGUGAAUUAGAUGUUGCAGUUGGGUUGCAGAGGAAUAUGGGGAAAUGGAAUUGCGAAGCGAAUGUUUAUUUGUAUGGUGUGGUUAUGGAUGCUUUAUGCAAAAGAGGAUCAGUUGAUGAGGCUCUGACUCUCUUUUCUGAAAUGGUACAAGUUGUUCCGGAUAAUGUUGUGUUUAAUACUCUGAUUGACGGGCUAUGCAAGUCUGACAGGUUAAGUGAGGCUGCUAGAUUAUUCGAUAGCAUGUCUAGUCGAGGAGUUUCUGCAGAUGCACAUACUUAUAAUUCUCUAAUUCAUGGAUUAUGCAAAAGAGGAUUAGUUGAUAAGGCUCUGAAUCUCUUUUCUGAAAUGGUAGAUGAUUCGAGAAUUGUUCCGGAUUCUGUUGUGUUUAAUACUCUGAUUAACGGACUAUGCAAGUCUGACAGGUUAAGUGAGGCUGUUAGAUUAUUCAAUAGCAUGUCUAGUCGAGGAGUUUCUGCGGAUGCACAUACUUACAAUUCUCUGAUACAUGGGUUUUGCCGACGUGGGUUGUGGGAGGAAGCAAGCAGAUAUUUUGGUAAAAUGGAGGGGAGUGGGAUUGCUUGCACGGUAGUUACUUUUACUAUAUUAAUAGAUUCUCUGUGUAAAACUGGUAACGUAGAAGAAGCUUACGAGAUAUUUAAAGAGAUGAUUGGGUCAGGAAAAGAACCUAAUGUUAUGACCUAUAAUUCUAUGAUGAAUGGUCUGUGUUUAAUAGGUAAACUAGAGGAGGCACAGAGAUUGUUUGACUCGAUGGUGGAAAACGGCCUGGAACAAAACAUUUACAGCUUCGGUGUGAUGAUUCAUGGAUACUGCAAGAGUUCUAGGUUGGAUGAAGCCAUUCAACUCUCUAAGGAAAUGCAAAAGAGAGGAUUGAAACCGAACCAAGUUACUUACACUACACUGAUAGAUGGAUUAUGCCAGGCGAGAGAAGUUAGAACUGCAGAGAGAAUGUUAACUGUAAUGCAGUCUAAUGGCUUAUCUCCGGAUAUAGUUACUGCAUCACUGGAUGGACUUUUUAAGAAUCGGCAUGUCGAUGCGGCAAUAGAAUUGUUACGCUCCGUGGAAGAUAAGGGGAUUGAAAUUGAUGUACCGAUGUGCAAUAUAUUAAUCAAUGGGUUGUGCAAAGCUGGAUAUUCUGACAAGGUAAGGAAACAAUUUUUUGAAAUUCCUAACAAAGGAUUAGUUGCUGCCUUAACACUAUGAUCAGCUGCAUAUGGAAAGAAGCGGAUUUUUGUUUCAGGCCGAAAAGUUCAUCAUCCAAAUGGAAAUCAAAGGUUGCAGCCUGAUACCAUUGUCUAUAAUAGCAUUACUAAGGGUUAUUGUAAGAAAAAUAUGUUAUAAGAGCAGUAGAGUUUCUCAAAGGAAUGCGUUGAAAGAAAUUUUCACCAGGCAAAGCCACUAUAAUUAGUUCCUUCCUUGUGGAAUCUAGAUUAGAUUGAUGUAAGGGAAUUUCAUGAGGUUUCUGUGGAAAAGCUCGCACUACGGGUGGAGGUGAUAUCUCUGAAAUUCAGGAUAAAUUCUUCUUUUCUCUUUGUGAACUUAUUGGGGGUUUGGUUAGCCACAGUUGCUGUGUCCCCAUUGCAAGAGUCACUGCAGAGUUCCGUUAUGCUUAUCAAAAGAAUCUCUAAUGAUAAGUCGGAGGAUGUUCCGUUAUGCUUAUGACACUCUUUUUGUAUGACAGAGUCCCUUGCUGUUCCGUUUGUAGUUUGUAUCUUUCACCAAGUGUAUUUUCAUUCAUCCUAAAAAGCAAAAUGUAUAUGAGGAUAUCUGGAUACACCUUUCAGAAAUAACUUUUUGAUUUUUAAAAUGUAUUUUAAAGGCAAAAAAAGUUGAUUUUUAUG
Messenger RNA from Papaver somniferum (opium poppy), 2522 nucleotides. RefSeq names its product pentatricopeptide repeat-containing protein At1g62930, chloroplastic-like. The transcript has a single exon. NCBI's taxonomy places the organism in Eukaryota, Viridiplantae, Streptophyta, Magnoliopsida, Ranunculales, Papaveraceae. Gene Ontology annotation, molecular function: protein binding. The record is from RefSeq and is a predicted model, not a curated record. The coding region runs from base 91 to 1884 and encodes 597 amino acids.